Vigna umbellata (rice bean) is the source of this 1220-nucleotide messenger RNA. The record is from RefSeq and is a predicted model, not a curated record. NCBI's taxonomy places the organism in Eukaryota, Viridiplantae, Streptophyta, Magnoliopsida, Fabales, Fabaceae.
UCCUAAUCAGUGUAUAAUACAAUUGGCAAAUAUGUAUGUUUCUACAUGAGUGGUGCUUUUUGGAAAAUGUAAUUUUCCUUUCCUGUUUUGACUAAUAAAAUGCUUGUCAUGCUGUGUAGCUUUUAUGCAGCAGAGGUUCUGCUGGCACUUGAAUAUCUUCACAUGCUUGGAGUGGUGUACAGAGACCUUAAACCUGAAAACGUACUGGUCCGAGAUGAUGGUCACAUAAUGCUCUCAGACUUCGAUCUUUCUCUCAGAUGUGCUGUUUCACCUACCCUUAUAAGAAAUAUUGACGGGGAUCCCUCCAAACGAGCUGGUGGCGCAUUCUGUGUGCAGCCGGCUUGUAUCGAGCCUUCAUCGGUAUGCAUCCAGCCUUCAUGUUUCAUGCCUCGCCUUUUUGCUCAGAAAAAUAAGAAGUCACGGAUGCCUAAAGCAGAUCCAGGCCUGCAAUCUAGCACACUUCCUGAGCUUGUUGCAGAACCAACAACUGCUCGGUCCAUGUCUUUUGUGGGCACUCACGAAUACCUUGCUCCCGAAAUCAUCAAAGGAGAAGGUCAUGGAAGUGCUGUCGAUUGGUGGACAUUUGGGAUUUUCUUGCAUGAACUAUUAUACGGUAAAACCCCUUUCAAAGGCUCAGGAAACCGCGCGACCCUUUUCAACGUAGUAGGCCAGCAGCUCAGAUUUCCGGAGUCACCGGCCACCAGUUAUGCGAGCCGUGAUCUCAUCCGCUGCCUGCUGGUGAAGGAGCCGCAGCACCGGCUGGGAGUGAAGAGGGGUGCGACUGAGAUCAAACAGCACCCGUUCUUUGAAGGCGUGAACUGGGCGUUGAUCAGGUGCAGCACUCCACCAGAAGUUCCAAGAGCAGUUGAAUGUGAUGUUGUAGCAGCAAAGUUUGAAGCAGUUGAUAGUGUUGGGGUUGGCAUGAACAAUAGUAGUAAGAGGAUGGGAGGUAAUAAUGAGAUGAAGUCUGGGGGUAAAUAUCUGGACUUUGAGUUCUUUUAGUUUUUGAUUCUUCAAUCUACAUAUUUGUAUUGUGUUUCUUCCAUGUUCAGUUAAUUUUACUAGAGAUGCACAGUGCAUCGUUAUCAUGUUGUUUCUUUUUAGUCACACUUACCAGAAUUCCAUUUCAGUUGGAAAUGAUACCACCUUAUAUUCAGAGGGUAAUACAGCAAUUCUUAUAGAUAACUCAUCAUUCCAUGUCUCAACACAAAAUCAAUCUA